Messenger RNA from Oryctolagus cuniculus (rabbit), 6880 nucleotides. The record is from RefSeq and is a predicted model, not a curated record. Lineage: Eukaryota; Metazoa; Chordata; Mammalia; Lagomorpha; Leporidae.
GCGGAAGCGUGUCACAAAGCCGGCCGUCGAAUCCUAGCGGAAACUCGUCACGUCGCAGUUGCCCCCGCACGGCGGAUGUGUGUCGCCGCGUAGGUGACGCUGGGAAGUGCUCGCAGCCUCUGCUGCUGCCUUCUGGUUGUAGCACUAUGGAGGGAGAGAGGAAGAACAGCAACAAGCGGUGGUAUUUUACUCGAGAACAGCUGGAGAACAGCCCAUCCCGCCGGUGUGGCCUGGACCCCGAUAAGGAACUUUCUUAUCGCCAGCAGGCGGCCAAUCUGCUUCAGGACAUGGGUCAACGUCUUUUCGUCUCGCAACUGACCAUCAACACCGCUAUAGUAUAUGUGCAUCGAUUCUACAUGAUCCAAUCCUUCACUCAGUUUCAUCGAAAUUCUGUGGCUCCAGCAGCCUUGUUUCUGGCAGCUAAAGUAGAAGAACAGCCAAAAAAAUUGGAACAUGUCAUCAAGGUGGCACAUACUUGUCUCCGUCCACAGGAGUCACUUCCUGAUACCAGAAGUGAGGCUUACUUACAACAAGUUCAAGAUCUGGUGAUUUUAGAAAGCAUAAUUUUGCAAACUUUAGGCUUUGAACUAACGAUAGAUCACCCACAUACACAUGUGGUCAAGUGCACUCAGCUUGUUCGAGCAAGCAAGGACUUAGCACAGACGUCUUACUUCAUGGCAACUAACAGCCUGCAUUUGACCACAUUUAGCCUGCAGUACACACCUCCUGUGGUGGCCUGUGUCUGCAUUCACCUGGCUUGCAAGUGGUCCAACUGGGAGAUCCCAGUCUCAACUGAUGGGAAGCACUGGUGGGAGUAUGUUGACGCCACUGUGACCCUGGAACUUUUAGAUGAACUGACACACGAAUUUCUACAGAUUCUGGAGAAAACUCCCAGCAGGCUCAAACGUAUUCGGAAUUGGAGGGCAUGCCAAGCUGCCAAUAAAACAAAAGCAGAUGACCGAGGAGCAGAUGAAAACACUUCAGAGCAGACAAUUCUAAACAUGAUUUCCCAAAGCUCUUCAGAUACAACUAUUGCAGGUUUAAUGAGUAUGUCAGCGUCUUCUACCACAAGUGUAGUGCCUUCCCUUCCGGUAUCUGAAGAGUCAUCUAGCAACUUAACCAGCGUGGAGAUGUUGCAGGGCGAGCGUUGGCUGUCCUCCCAACCUCCUUUUAAACUAGAACCUGCUCAGGGUCAUCGGACUAGUGACAAUGUAGCACUUAUAGGAGUUGAUCAUUCCUUGCAACAGGACAGUUCAAAUACAUUCAUUUCCCAGAAACAAAGUAGUAAGAAUGUGCCAUCAGCUAAAGUGUCGCUGAAGGAAUACCGUGCCAAGCAUGCAGAAGAGUUGGCAGCUCAGAAGAGGCAACUGGAGAACAUGGAGGCCAACGUGAAGUCACAGUAUGCGUUUGCUGCCCAGAAUCUGUUGUCUCACCAUGAUAGCCAUUCUUCAGUCAUUCUGAAGAUGCCUGUGGAAGGCUUAGAGAACCCUGAGCGGUCUUUUCUGGAAAAGGCUGACAAAACAGCUCUCAAAAUGAGACUACCAGUGGCAAGUGGAGAUAAAGCUGCCUCUUCGAAACCAGAGGAGAUUAAAAUGCGCAUUAAAGUCCAUGCUGCCACUGAUAAGCACAAUUCUGUAGAGGACAGCAUUACAAAAAGCCGAGAGCACAAAGAAAAGCACAAGACUCACCCAUCUAAUCAUCACCAUCAUCACAAUCACCACUCUCAUAAGCACUCUCACUCACAGCUUCCAGCUGGUACUGGGAACAAACGUCCAGGUGACCCAAAACACAGUAGCCAGUCAAGCACCUUACCACAUAAAACCUAUAGCUUGUCUAGUUCUUUUUCCUCUUCUAGUUCUAGUCGUAAAAGAGGCCCUUCUGAAGAGACGGGGGCAGUGUUUGAUCAUCCAGCCAAGGUUGCCAAGAGUACUAAAUCAUCUUCCAUAAAUUUCUCCUUCCCUCCUCUUCCUGCGAUGGCCCAACUGCCUGGGCAUAGCUCAGACACAAGUGGCCUUCCCUUCUCACAGCCCAGCUGUAAAACUCGAGUUCCUCAUAUGAAACUGGAUAAAGGCCCUACUGGGGCCAAUGGACACAAUACAGCUCAGACAAUAGACUAUCAAGAUACUGUGAAUAUGCUUAACUCCCUGCUUAGUGCCCAGGGUGUUCAGCCUGCGCAACCCCCAUUUGAAUUUGUGCAUUCUUAUGGUGAAUAUCUGAAUCCACGAGCUAGUGGAAUAUCCUCCAGAGCUGGCAAUACAGACAAACCCCGGCCACCACCUCUGCCAUCGGAACCUCCUCCACCACUUCCACCGCUUCCUAAGUAAAGAAGGAAAAAGGAGGAAAAAAACUUGUUUCAAAAACAUGCUUUUUUUUUUUUUUUUUUUCUCUACUACUGAUUCUGGACUAAGAAAAUUACUUCCCUUAUGAAAUAUGUCAGCCUUCUUUGACUAGGGAAUAAAUUGAUAUUGAGAAGUAGGUGGGAAGGUGGUGGGUGGCCUUGGUUAUUAUAUGUGCUGCCUCCUACGUUUUCACUAUUUCAUUCUAGUUUUUACUGGUAUAAGAGGGGUGGGAAUGUGUUCAAGCUGUGAAGGAUUAAGAACACUUUCUCCAUUCUUGGCCUCUCCACUUCCUGAUUAGGUUGAUUGGAGUUGAUAUCUUCCCUCUUCUUGCCAGAACUGAAAUAUGGAAAGUUUGUUUUAUCAAGCAAUUGUGGAUCCUUUUGGUGUUUAAUAUAUCAGAAGAGAGGGAGUAUUUAAACAUCAAAAUCUUUUAAAAGACUUUUAAAUAAUUUAAAGAAAGUAAGUUAUCUUUAGUUUUUUUAUAUAAUUGGGGAGGGGAUUGAGAUUUUGCUGUGUGUAAGAGAUACAUAGCAGUAACUCUUGCGGGGUGGGAUUGGAGGGUGGGAAUGUGUUCAGGGUGGGUGGGAGGGUAGGCUUUUGGCUAAGAGUUCUGAAAUAGGCUCAGGCCAUUUGAAGUGUUGAAACCUUUAAGUACGUCUGCAAGUGUGAGUAUGUGUGUGUUUUAAGUGUGUGUGUCUGAAAAUCAUGUUUGAUCUUUCCCUCCCUUUCCCUUACCACUUUUCACUUACCAACAGUCUACUACUAGAGAGAACAGGGCUGGCCUUGGGAUCCUAAAGGAAAGAUGAUGCCUUUAUCUGACAGGCUGUUUCUUCCUUUAUGUUGCAAUUGAGCAGUAUUCCUCUUAUUUCUAUUUUCCGUAAGUGCAGCCGGUGGCUUGACUGUUAGCUACAUACUGAAAACUUUGUUUUCACCCCAUUUUUCAUUUUGAUGCAGAACAAAAAAUAGGGUUGAGGAAGGUUGGGCAAGCAGGGCCAGCUUCUGCCCUAUAGAAUUGGGUGUGUCUUUUUUUCAGAUAGGGCUUUGGGAAAGGUUCAGGUAAGAACAGUUGCAGGGUCUCCGGAAGGAAGGAGAUGUGCGAUAUAUAUCCCUCAAGUGAAAGCCCAGACCAUAUAUGAGAGUAGUUCUGGGAGAAGCUGUAGAGCCAGAGGAUAUUAAAAGCAAUGAAAUUGUGAUUCAGAAUUUUUAGAGUGUUACAUCUUAAAAUGCAUUAUGAAUGUAAGACUUGCUUUUUAUUUGUGUAUCUGAAGGGAAACAGCUUCAUCCUAAUGUUUUGUAGCCAAUAUGACUUCAGAGGUUGGAGCUUGUGAAUUAUUUAAGAGUACUGGUGCCAUGAGAAUGAGUGAACUUUGCUAACAGGUCGCUGUUAGGUAUAGUUUGUGGUGGCUGUAGAUUCUAGACAGGCUUGUAAGGAUAUUUCUAACAGUUUUUCUUAAACAGGCCAGGAGUGCUGUUACGAGAACUCCGUUAACACCAGAUACUAGGAGUGAACAGUUUUGAUCAUGAAGGAAAUCUUGGCUAGAAAGAAUUCGAGACCAAGCUGUCUAACUGAAAGCGCCACCUACCUACAGAUAAUUUGAUGGCAUAUUCUUUGGUCUUCGUGAGAUUUCUUCUUGUGGUGAAAAAGGUGGUACUGUUUGAAUUUAUCAUUUUUAAUGCAGCUUCCUGUGUGCCAAAUAGUUUGUAGGGAGAAACUAAAUUAUUUUCAUUGGAAGUUAUGGGGCAGAUGGAAGUUAUGCAUGCACUGCUGCUCUAGGAUCAGGCUGGGGGAAGAAACGGAGGCAAGAGGGAUCGAUGAUACGCUGGCCUAAUGUGGGAAGCAGUUUGUAGGAAGGUGGAUUAGCGUCCUGCAUCUCUGUACUUGCCUGCUAUUGCUGUGUAAGAUAAGGAGCUCUCUGCUGACUGUAAACAGUAAUACUUGGAGUGUCAUUUCACUUUAAUAGAUGAUAAUUUCCUCUUUCUUGAUGUUCUCUGUGUUGUGCCAGGUAAACUGGUAACUGUGUGGUUGUGUUUGCGAAAUUUUAGGCUUUCCUUUAGCUUUCUUUAGGUGGAAUGCGCUUUCCUUCCCGAUCUCCUGAAAGGGAAUGCGACGUUUAGUUUACAUGUGUAUCUUUGUGGAAUUGAUAGUUGCUGAUUUGGUUGUGUUUUAAUUAUUCUCAUCAAAUGUCACAUAUUUCCUAAUCACGUGCACUCCCUCCCCACAGAGGCACAUAUCCAUCAGCAUACUCCUUGGUCUCACAGUAGUACUCCUUGACAGGACUGUAGUUAAUUUUCUUAGACCUUUGUCAGAAAUGAACUAGAAAAAAAGUGCUUAUUCAGGUCUAAUGCUUUGUUUGGCCUUUGCACUAAAUAGAUCAUUGCUGAAAUAGGUCUGUUUUGUGACAUUUGUGUUUUAAUGCCUACUGGUACUAUCUUGACAUAACCAACAAUGUCUGUCUGUAGAUUUACAUGUUUUGAAACUCCUUGUGGACUCUCCAUGAAGCUGCUGCAUUAUCUUUGGGUUAGCAUAUGUGCAUGUCAAUUAGCGUGCAUAUCAUCCACAUUCCAUAAACUUAAUAAGGUUUCUAAGGGUUGUGUGGUUUCUAAGCUCUGUGUCUUCCCUACCUUCCCACCUUCAUAUGGUGAGAAUGGGAUUUAUUUAGCCAAAGUUAGUCUACUAAACAUGGCUUUUUGUUUCUUCUUUGAGCCUGUUAAGAAAGUGAUGAUAAACAGGCCUAGAGCCUCAAGUUCUGUAAAUCUCAUUCCUAAUACUUCGUUUGACUCUCAUGUUGGAAAAAACAAAUACCUGUGGAUUGUCCUUAGGGCUUUUAAUCAGAUAUCUGUGUUGCUGUUAGCUGAACUCUAGUGAAGCAUGAAUCGAAAGCCAAUUUCAUCUUCUGACGUUAUCAGUUAUGCUUCUUGGGUUUAGAAAAUUCUUAGGUGGUAGUCUAGUGUUUCCACUCAUGAAUCAAUGUGUUUCCAUAUUUCAGAUCCUUCCUUUUCACAUAAAAAAUCAUCUUAAGUGUUUUAUUUAGUGUAUCCUAUAUAGUUCUGUAUAAUUGGCUUCACCAGUGUUGAUAGAAAAAAAAUUUCAAUCUCCAGUUGCAAACAGCAAUGGGCUAAAUUGUAGAAAUAAAAUCAUGGUAAUAUCGCUGCUGGGUUUCUUUAAGCCUCUGCUACCUAAUUCCUCAUAUUGAAAAUGGAUCCUUCUCAAACCUUACUUGUGGACAAAGGCAUUUAGGGAGGCCAUAUCUAUCCCAGUAUAGUUGAACUUCAAAUAUAUCUGUGUUUCCUUUACUUUGGGAACUGAUUAAUCUUUUUUUAAAUUUUCUAUUGAUGAGUUACUUUGAUACUAAUACUAGGAAAAGGGAGUAUCUAGGACAUAUAGAAGUUUGAAUACGAGUAUUCUCUUGGGUUUGGGAGAGCUUAGUCUGCGCAAGCCAUCAGAUGGUGACAAAUAGCCUUCUGCAGUCCCACUAAUCUUUCAGUGACUUUAAUGUCUCUCCAGAUUUCCUGUGUUGCUUGCUAACACCCGGCUUUUAACUGAGUGUUUGUUUCUGAUGGUUUAGGAAAUGUUCAUGUUGCCUCACAGUCAAGUUUUAUUUUACCUUUUUAUCUGUGAACGUUGAGUUUGAAAUCAUCACAGUACUGUAAUCCUUCCUUACAGAGUAAUCUGCAAAGAAUUAUUUUUUAAGUGGGAGCGCUCCAUUUUAAUGUCUAAAUUUUUAACUAUGAACUUGGCAUUGGAAAAGGGAGGGAAAGAAAAAGAAUGUUCAUUAAAAAAGCAGUGUCUACUCUUCUCCUUUAUGAGUGUGUAUUCAUGAUUGAAUGGAAAGAAGAGAAAGACUCGGGUUUUGUGUUGCCACGUGGAAGCGUGGAGAGGGAUGCUUGACAGCAUGCGAAUUGAAGCCAGAGCAAGUAUGUCUCCAUCAAGAACUCUUCGGUUGAAAGCUGAGUAACUAGAACUGAUUAGUCGUUGAUCAUAAUGAAUUGGUUACAAAGUGAAAGUGCUAGUUGGCUGAAGUACCCAAAGAAAAGAAUACAACAGCCUAACUUAGUGUUAACCGAGAUUUCUAACUUGAAACUGACCUUUUCCCCAGUCCUACUUCAUAUACCUGAACCUGUCCAUUUUCUUAUCAGACCAAAGAGCAAAAAGGAAAAAAACAAAAACAAAAAGUAAAACACUUUACCAAUCUACGUCACUCAGGUACAAUUUUGUGGUGAGAUUUUGUGUUUUCUUUGUAUAGCUCUUAAGAGUCCUUUGUCAGCAAAUUAUGUGCUGUUGCCUCUGUCCUCCUUGGGGCACCUCAAUUCUGGAUGCUACCCCUGGGAUCUCUACUGCUGUUAAGUGAAUGAUAGGACGUAAGUGACCAUUGUAAUAAUAAGGGCUCUUUGUAAAAAAAAAAAUUAAAAAUUUAAAAAAAUUUUAAAAAGGAUAUUGUAUACAUUUUAUAGUCUGGCUAUCAGUUUGAUAUCUUGCUGUCAAGUAUGUUUCUCUCUGUAUUUAUCCAUCCCAUCAAUAAAUAUUACUGAUAAAACACUUA